Messenger RNA from Anolis sagrei ordinatus, 1886 nucleotides. The record is from RefSeq and is a predicted model, not a curated record. Lineage: Eukaryota; Metazoa; Chordata; Lepidosauria; Squamata; Anolidae.
AUGAAGAUUCCUAGGAAACAUUUCCCUCUCCCACCCAAUUUGGUUCCCAUUCAAGGAGAUCAGCCAUGUCUACAACAGACAGACUGGAAAAUUCCUGCUAUUUCAGAAGAUGAUGCCAAAGAAGCUUUUGUUCAGUAUGCUUCAAGCAAGUGCUGCUACAGCAAAGCCCCAGCCAUAGAGAUGUCUCUUCAGGAUCUGCAGACAUUCAAUACCUACAGAUAUCGCUUGGAAACCUUCACUGAAUCAAGGUCCGCAGUCUGGAAAGCAGAGCCGUACAAUGGUGGAGUGGUAGAUUCCUUUUUGCAUGGUGUGGCUCCUUUACCUUGGGAUGUCGUGACAUCAGUUCCACCGAUGUUCAAAGACUACACUAUAAAAUUGAAAGUGCCUCACACAUCAGCAGUCAAGGCAUGUCCAACAUGUGGAACCUGUGGUAGAUGCCCUUGCCAAAAAUGCAAAGGCGGCAGUAAGCAACAGUGCUGGGCAUGUAAUGGAAAAGGAUACCGGAUCAAUGAUGAAACAUGCAGCAGGUGUACGGGAACUGGAACUGACAUGUGCAAAGAUUGUUCUGGUAUGGGGACCAAAGAAUGCCCUGACUGUAAAGGAAGAGGACAGCUCCUGGUGUUCAUUGAGUUGAUAAUUGAAUGGCAAAAUAACAUUUCUAAACAUGUAUCAGAUCCAAACAUUGGAUUUCCAACUAAACUCUUUGAUGAAGUAAAUGGAGUGAAGUUAUUUGAAGAUGAGCAACUGAUGGUAACUCCAGUGUUGGGUUUUCCUGACCAUGCCAUCAUGAAAGCCUCCCGGGAUGCAGUUGAAGGGCAUAGAUUCCAGUUUGGAUCCACAAGGCGGAUACUGAGACAGAGGCAAACAAUUGAGCUGAUACUUCUCUCCAAAGUGGAAUAUGAGUGGCAUGGACAUUCCCAUUCCUACUAUGUUUAUGGGAAUGAACGCAAGGUUUAUGCAAAAGAUUAUCCUAAAACAUGUUGCUGUACUAUUAUAUGAUUUCCAGGAUAUUUCUAAGCACAAUGGAGCAAAUAUGGUUCAUUAUUCUGUAUUACUUCCUAUCUCUGUUUUGUAAACUUGGUUUUGAAAUAAAUUCAUUAGCAUGAAUUAUUAGAAUGGUGAGAAAACACUAGAGAAAAUGAGAUUUGGAAAUGACAUAGAAUAUUAUGCAGCUUGCUAAAAAAAGAUGAUGAUACUCCACUAUUAUGAAGUGGAAAUGUCCUCUGGUGUGUUGUUCAACUUUCUUAGAAACAAACUCAGUUUGCUCUUUUUCAGCUUUUUUAAAGCAAGCUUUAAUGUGUGAAACAUUAGUACAGUUUAUAAUAAUAGUUUGUUUGUGGUGACAUAAAAGUUUAGGUUCUAUAUAAUGAUGUGCUUGGCUAGUACUAUCUUGGAAUGACAUCUGUAAUGUAAUCUGAACUGUUUUCUUGCUUCCGUUGUCAUGAUGAAAAAUGGAAUAGUUUCCAGAUUCUAAUGGCUGUAGUUUGUAAUUUUAUUGGCCUAAAAAUAGGACGCAGUGAAGUGAACAACUAAUAUUAUCUACUAGUCUACAAAUCCUGGGCACAAGGGUAUAUGAGUUUGUACAGUGAAGCAUUCAGGGUGUUCAUUCUCUUUCACAGUUUUUUUUUUUGUCGUGUCAGGAGCAACUUGAGAAACUGCAAGCUGCUUCUGGUGUGAGAGAAUUGGCCGUCUGCAAGGAUGUUGCCCAGGGGACGCCCGGAUGAUUUGAUGUUUUUAUCAUCCUUCUGGGAGGCUUCUCUCAUGUCCCCGCAUGAGGCGCUGCAGUUUCACAGUAGUGCAAGUGGACAUAUGCCAGUGAAACAAAAUGGUUGUGAGAAGAUGAUGGCUUCUGCAUCUAUAAACAACACUAAAUUGAAGUAGGAAAA